Molecule: messenger RNA, 3282 nt
Organism: Penicillium alfredii
Lineage: Eukaryota; Fungi; Ascomycota; Eurotiomycetes; Eurotiales; Aspergillaceae
Product: putative importin beta-4 subunit
Exons: 4
Coding region: 1-3282 (1093 amino acids)
Biological process (GO): protein import into nucleus
Cellular component (GO): cytoplasm; nucleus
Molecular function (GO): small GTPase binding; nuclear import signal receptor activity
Source: RefSeq, a predicted model, not a curated record
AUGGAUCAAGGACGAUUCCUGCAGCAAUUGCAGACCAUCCUGAACCCCUCCCAGGGAAAUGUCAAGGAGGCCACCGGGAUCCUGCAAAAGGAGUUCUACAACCAGCCCCAGUCGCUCGUCUUGCUCAUCCAGAUUGCCACUGGCCAUGAGGACCCGAAUCUGCGCCAGCUGGCUGCCGUCGAGGCCCGCUCGAACGUGUCCAAGCACUGGCUGAAGAUUGCCGCCGACCAAAAACCCCAGAUCCGGGAGCAGCUGCUUCGGUCAACCAUGGGCGAAGGUUCGUCGCUUGUCCGCCACUCUGUGGCCCGGAUCAUUUCGUCUGUAGCCAAGAUCGAUCUGGAGGAUGGCGAGUGGGCUGAUCUGCCCUCUAUCUUGUUGCAAGCUGCUAGCGGCGGCAACCAGGAUGAGCGUGCUGUCUCCAUCUACAUCCUCUUUACUAUCUUGGAGACUCUGGGCGAGGGCUUCGAGGAGAAGUUCAACGAUCUGUUCACCCUGUUUGACAAGACCAUUCGGGACCCCGAGAGCGCCGAGGUCCGCAUCAACACUCUCUUGGCCCUGAGCAAGCUGGCUAUGCACCUUGAUUCGGAAGAAAACGAAGCCCCUGUGCGCGUCUUCCAGGGCAUGGUCCCGGCCAUGGUUGCUGUCCUCAAAGAAGCCAUCGACCAGAAUGACGACGACCGCGUCAUGCAGGGUUUCGAGGUCUUCCAGACCCUGCUCGGCUGCGAUCCCGCCCUGUUGACCGUUCACCUGAAGGACCUCGUGAUCUUCAUGAACGAGAUCGCUGCCAAUGCCGAGGCCGAUGAAGACACUCGCACCCAGGCCAUCAGCUUCCUGAUGCAGUGUGUGCAGUACCGCAAGCUCAAGAUCCAGGGCAUGCGGAUUGGUGAGCAGCUCACCCGUAGCGCUCUGCACAUUGUCACCGAACUGGAUGACUCCCCUUCGGCUGAUGAUGAUAUCACCCCGGCGCGCUCCGCCCUGGGUCUUCUGGACAUGCUCGCCCAGAGCCUGCCUCCCAGCCAGGUUGUCGUCCCCUUGUUGCAGUCGCUGGGCCAGUACUUCAACAACAAUGACCCCAACUACCGCCGUGCCGGUAUCAUGGCCCUCGGAAUGUGCGUCGAGGGUGCUCCCGACUUCAUCAGCACCCAAAUGAAGGACAUCUUCCCCAUGGUCCUUCAGCUCCUCGGAGACCAAGAGCCUAAGGUGCGUCAGGCCUCGCUGCAUGCUGUUGCCCGUCUGGCGGAUGACCUGGCCGAGGAUCUGAGUGCCGAGCACGAGCGCCUCAUGCCCUUGCUUUUCAAGAACCUGGCCAGCGCCAUGCAGGAGUACACUGGUGAGGAGAAGGGCCCCACCGUGGACAUUAUGAAGGCUGGCAUCAGCGCCAUUGACGCUGUUGUCGACGGUCUGGACGAGAAUGAUGUCGCUCCCUACCAGGCUGAGCUUGUGCCCAUUCUGCACAAGCUCUUCAAGCACCCCGACUUCAAGAUCAAAGCUCUGGCGGCCGGUGCUCUUGGCUCGCUUGCUUCCUCUGCCGGUGAUUCGUUCCUGUCGUUCUUCGACGAGUCGAUGCACCUGCUACAGGAGUUCGCUGCCGUCAAAGACAGCGAGGAAGAGCUGGACCUCCGCGCCAGUGUCACCGACGCCAUGGGCGAGAUGGCUGCGGCCGCCGGUCCCGAGCGGUACCAGCCGUAUGUCGAGCCCCUGAUGCGUGCCACUGAGGAGGCUCUGCACCUGGGUCACUCCCGUCUCAAGGAGAGCACCUACAUUUUCUGGGGUGCUAUGGCCAAGGUCUACUCCGAGCACUUCUCUCCCUUCCUCGACGGCGUUGUCAAGGGUCUCUUUGCCUGCAUCGAGCAGGAUGAGACUGAACUCGACGUCUCUCUGGGCGAAGCUGCCAAGGAUCUUGUCGGCCAAGAGGUGACUGUUGCUGGCCGCAAGGUCAAGGUUGCCAGUGCCGAUGAUGACGACGACGUCGAAGGCGAAAUCGAGGACGUCGAUGUCGAGGAUGACGAGGACGCCUGGGACGACAUCACCGCCACCACUCCCCUGUCGCUGGAGAAGGAAAUCGCUGUCGAGGUUAUUGGCGAUCUCGUCACUCACACCCGCAGCUCAUUCUUACCCUACUUUGAAAAGACCAUCGAGAUGGUGAUGCCUCUGGCCGAGCAUCCCUACGAGGGUGUUCGCAAGAGCACCAUCAGCACUCUGCACCGCUCGUACGCCAUGCUUUUUGCCAUUGCCGAGGAGAGCGGCCAGAUGCCCAAGUGGCAGCCUGGUCUGCCCCUGCAGGUCCAGCCGGCUAAGGAGGUUAAGAAAUUCGGUGAGAUCCUCAUGACUGCCACCAUUAAGAUGUGGACUGAGGAGGACGAUCGUGCUACUGUCGCCGAUAUCAACCGCAACAUGGCUGAGAACCUCCGCUACUGCGGCCCGGCCCUCAUUGCUGACGAGACGGCGCUUCACAAUGUGAUCCAGAUGGUCACCGAUAUCAUCACGAAGCAGCACCCUUGCCAGAUCGAGUUUGACCCCGAUGAGGACACCCUGGUUGCCGGUGACGAGACUUCUGAGUUCGACUGGGUGGUCGUGGACACUGCCCUGGACGUGGUUUCGGGCAUGGCUGCCGCCCUGGGUCAGAGCUUUGCUGAGUUGUGGAAGGUGUUUGAGAAGACUAUCCUUCGCUACGCAGGCAGCACUGAGUCCCUGGAGCGUGCCACCGCUGUCGGUGUGCUGGCUGAGUGCAUCAAUGGCAUGGGCGCCGCCGUGACCCCAUUCACGUCCGGCUUCCUCAAGCUGCUGCUUCACCGCCUGGGCGAUGAGGACCCCCAGACCAAGUCCAACGCUGCUUACGCUGUCGGCCGUCUCGUCGAGCACUCGACCGCGGAUGCCGAGAUCGUCAAGGAGUUCCCCACCAUCCUUUCCCGCCUCGAGUCUUGCUUGCAAAUGAACGUCUCGCGCCUCCAGGACAAUGCCACUGGCUGUGUCAGUCGCAUGAUCCUGCGCCACCGUGACAGUGUCCCGACCAAGGAGGUUCUGCCCGUGCUCGUGGACAUCCUGCCCCUCAAGAACGAUUAUGAGGAGAACGAGCCCCUUUACCGCAUGAUCUGUCAGAUGUACAAAUGGGAAGAUCCCACCAUCCGCGACCUCACCCAGCGCCUACUGCCCGUCUUCCAGUCGGUUUUGACUGGCGACGAGGAGCAGCUGGAGGACGAGCGCCGGGCCGAGCUCAUCGAGCUGGUCAAGUGGCUGAACCAGAUGCAGGCGGGUGCCGCGCCCUGGGUGGAGCAGCUGUAG